This is a messenger RNA of Cinclus cinclus, 1172 nucleotides long. RefSeq names its product DnaJ heat shock protein family (Hsp40) member C19 (gene DNAJC19). NCBI's taxonomy places the organism in Eukaryota, Metazoa, Chordata, Aves, Passeriformes, Cinclidae. Gene Ontology annotation, biological process: protein import into mitochondrial matrix. The coding region runs from base 188 to 538 and encodes 116 amino acids. The transcript has 5 exons. The record is from RefSeq and is a predicted model, not a curated record. Gene Ontology annotation, molecular function: ATPase activator activity. Gene Ontology annotation, cellular component: PAM complex, Tim23 associated import motor.
CCGUGUUCCCCUCGUCCCCCACAGCUCGGGGGUGCCCGUCCCGCUGCCCUCGCCGUGCCCCCGUUGAGCGCGGCCCGCCCGCUGUGCCGCGUCAGGCUGCUGGCGGCCUGUCCGAGCCGCUGUGCGCGCUGCCGGCGGGGCUCCCGCCUUCCCCUUCGCUGAACAGACGCUGUGUGUGUUCGUUCCCAUGCAGGCCAGCACGAUGGUGGCGGUCGGCCUGGCCGUAGCGGCAGCCGGAUUCGCAGGUCGCUAUGCAGUAAAAGCUUUGAAGCAUAUGGAGCCACAGGUAAAACAAGCCCUUCAAAACCUACCAAAACCUGCCUUCAGUGGUUAUUACAGAGGUGGAUUUGAACCCAAGAUGACUAAACGAGAAGCAGCUUUAAUACUAGGAGUGAGCCCUACAGCCAACAGAAAUAAAAUUAGAGAAGCUCAUAGACGGAUCAUGCUUCUGAAUCAUCCAGAUAAAGGUGGAUCUCCAUAUGUAGCAGCUAAAAUCAAUGAAGCUAAGGAUCUACUAGAAGAUCAAGCUAAAAAAUGAAUGAGGAAGAAAAUCACUCAUUCAGAGGGUUUGUCCCUGCAGAUGAUUAUUUUUGAUAAAUGGCUUAAGAAAAGUUCUAAUGUCAGUCUUUGACUUAAUAUAAACAACGCUGGAAAUACAAAUCCAGGGAGGUACUUCCCUUCCCACUUGGUCACUUUGUUUUGGAAAUAUGUGAGGAAGUGAAGCUUAAAGAUUUUUUUAGUAGCUGUUCUUUAUUAAACAGCAAAAUAUGCCACUCAAAUAUUUUGUGCUUGAGAGCAGUAACUUGGUGUGGCCAGUGUGAGUUACCAGGCACAGGUAGACUCAUGCUAUUACCUAAUUUCUGUUGAGCUGGCCCUGUUUAAAGUUCACACUGCUGCUCUUCCAUCUGCUAAAAUUAGCACACUGAACCUGUUUGGGAAGGGGGUGGAAAAACCAAGAGGAUUUAUUGGAGGGGAGGAAUAGAGAGAAAGGUGUGGUUGUCUCUGCCUGGACAAAUAAAAGUACAGGAAACAAUGUAUUCCCUUGUCCUUGCCUUGCAAAAACAAGGCUGGUUAAAUGUUACUGAUGGAUCUGGAGCAUCCAGAUUUUUUUUAGUAACUUUUAGUUUUGACAGGUUUUAAUAGCAUUUAAUAAAUUCUGUAUUUUAACACAA